AUGCCCAUCCUCGGCAUUGGUGUCGAUAUCCUGCACCUUCCGCGUCUCAUCAGUCUAUUGAAUCGAAGGAGAUCUGAAGCUUUUGCUACGAGAAUUUUAAGCUCCCAGGAAUUACGAACAUUCCAGUUGCUCGCAGGACAGCAUGGAGAAGACAAAACCGAAAAGACUGUACGGUUUUUGGGCGUGCGAUGGGCGGUGAAAGAAGCUGCGUACAAAGCCUUGUAUCCCAUCCGCCCUACCUGGAAGGAGAUCUCAUACUCGUCAUUCAAUGGAGCCACUGGCGCAAAACCAACGCUUGUUUACCAUCCCGUCCGCGACGAUGUUGGACCAGCGAAUAAAUUGCACGUCUCAGUAAGCCACGACGGAGACUACAUCUACGCACAGGUUAUCGCGGAGUCGACAUGA
This is a messenger RNA of Suillus clintonianus, 405 nucleotides long. Its product is annotated as 4'-phosphopantetheinyl transferase superfamily. The transcript is spliced from 2 exons. The record is from RefSeq and is a predicted model, not a curated record. Bases 1 to 405 code for a protein of 134 amino acids. Gene Ontology annotation, biological process: fatty acid biosynthetic process. NCBI's taxonomy places the organism in Eukaryota, Fungi, Basidiomycota, Agaricomycetes, Boletales, Suillaceae. Gene Ontology annotation, molecular function: magnesium ion binding; holo-[acyl-carrier-protein] synthase activity.